Molecule: messenger RNA, 2754 nt
Organism: Tarenaya hassleriana
Lineage: Eukaryota; Viridiplantae; Streptophyta; Magnoliopsida; Brassicales; Cleomaceae
Exons: 14
Coding region: 132-2573 (813 amino acids)
Cellular component (GO): plasma membrane
Source: RefSeq, a predicted model, not a curated record
AUAUUGCAUAAAAAAAUUGACCCUUUUAAUGGUUUUCUAAUCCACCGAAAACCAAAUAGUGCUGUGACUGAACCCUCUUUCCGCCUUUGGAUUUUAUUCUUCUCCUCCGUUGAUCGCAAAAUUCGCCUGCAAUGGCGGAGAUUUCGAUUCUUGGUUUAUGUUUUGUCGUGCUCUCAUGGCUUAUUUGUCACUGUUCUUGUCUUCAUGACUCUUAUUUGGAGAAUAAUGGUAGCUUCUUCACAGUUUCGAGCUUCAGGUACCCUAAAUCAGAGGUCAGGCCGUACGAUACGCGUUACAUAAGAGUUGAUUUGCCGCCAUGGUUCUCAUCAAUGAAUGUGGCAUUGGAAUCUGAUGUAGACAUCAGUGCAAACAGUGUAAUGAAGCUUCCUAAGAGCCUUCUUCCGGUUAUCUGCUUCAGAGACGGCAGUCCUCCUCUUCCGGAUGUCUCAAGCAAUUCUCUGAAAGGCUUAGCGUUGGAAAAGUUCUUCAAUGGAUCAUUCGAUGGUGGCGAUGAUAUUGAGAUUGCAGAACAGUGCUACCCGAUGCAGAAAAAUAUAUCGUUGAGAUUGACCAAUGAGCAGAUAUCUCCUGGAGCAUGGUAUGUCGGUCUUUUCAAUGGAAUUGGAGCUACAAGAACUCAGGGGAAAAUGAUUGUACGUUCCUCAGCAUAUUCAUUCAGCGCUAACAUUAGUGUGGAAGGUUGUAAAACAUCGACGAUGUGGGGUCCGUUCUGCAACCAGACCAUUUAUCCUCUUUCAUGUUCGCGGUCUGACAACCAGACUGGAAGCAUUGUUUCCUGUGUGGAUUCAUUUUCCAGUUCUUGUCUUGCCGGUGGUGAAACCAGGGCCUACUCUUUAGACAUAGAUGGAAUAGCUGAACAGUUAGUGAUUACAGCUUCCAAUAUGAAUUCAGAUUCCAUCGGUGGAAGUGGUAAUGGGUCUUCUCUCAUGAGUUAUGCACGUUAUGGAGCUAUUGCUUCGGAGACCAUGCAUGAUUAUGCCGGUGAUAUACAUAAAGCCCCGUUAGUCAUUAACUCACCAAAUGCUGGCCGAUGGUAUGUCGUUACCAGUUUUUCUGGGCAGCAAAAUCAGACCGAACUUGGAACGAAUUCCAGUUCACAAGUCUGCUAUUCUAUGAAUGCCAAAGUGGUAGGAUGCCCUGCAGGGAAAGCAGGCCCAAAUUGCGGACAGCAGAUCUACACGCUUCAGGCAGUCAUGGGGAAGGGGCUGGUUACACCUUUUGAAUCAUAUUAUAUGCCGAUAAGUGGCGCAUCAACCUCGGACUCCGGUAUGGGCUUCCAGCUUGAACCCAUUUCAAGCAACUUUUCAUCUAGUCCUGGGCUGGACAAUGGUACAUGGACAUACUUUCUCAUGAACAUCCCUCAAGGUGCUGCUGGUGGGCAUAUCCAUGUCAAAUUAACAUCAAAUUCCAAGAUACACCACCAAGUCUAUGUUAGAUAUGGUGGAUUGCCAUCUCUCGAUGAUUGGGAUUAUUAUUAUGUGAACCGGACGAGUUGCAGUGCCAGAAGCUCGAUGUUCUUCUCUUUGUAUAAUUCAAGCCGAGACAAGGUUGAUUUCUACAUCUUGAAUGCUCGAGAAGGAACUUGGGUUUUCGGGUUAAGGCAGCUCAAUGGCACUUCUUCCAGUGCUGCUAGAGGUUCAUCAACUCUUGUAUCGCUUUCUCUUGAGAGGUGCCCAAAAAGGUGUUCCUCUCAUGGGACAUGCCGAUACGCUUUUGAUGCGAGUGGAUUGACAUCUUACAGCUUUUGCUCGUGUGACCGAACCCAUGGAGGCUUUGACUGCGGCAUUGAAAUUGUAUCACAUCGAGGACAUAUAGUUCAGUCUAUUGCUCUGAUUGCAUCAAACGCUGCGGCUCUUUUGCCAGCCUACUGGGCUCUUCGGCAGAAAGACUUUGCAGAGUGGGUGUUGUUCACAUCUAGUGGAGUCUCUAGUGCACUGUAUCAUGCUUGCGAUGUUGGCACCUGGUGCGCGCUAAAUUACAACGUAUUGCAGUUCAUGGACUUUUGGCUCUCUUUCAUGGCUGUUGUGAGUACCUUUGUGUACUUAUCUACCAUUGAUGAAGCUUUUAAGAGGACAAUCCACACUGUUGUCGCCAUUCUUACAGCCCUACUUGCCUUAACUAAGGCAACCAGGGCAUCUAAUAUCGCUAUUGUAUUCGCGAUUGGAUUAUGUGGUCUCCUCGUUGGGUUCUUGAUGGAACUGUCUAUCAAGUAUAGAUCUUUCUGUGAGUCAGCGGGGUUUUCAUUGAGCAUGCUCAACAGGCCAUGGGCUGUCAAAGAAUGGUUCGGCAAUUCUAUCAGAAAGCUCAAGAAACGGUUACGUUGGGGCUUUGUUGUUGCCGGUCUUAUCACAUUUACCAUGGCAGCCAUUUCCUUUAAAGUGGAAACCAGUUCUAGCUACUGGAUUUGGCACAGCAUUUGGCAUGUCACCAUCUACACAUCUUCCUUCUUCUUCCUGUGUUCGAAGAUCACAACUGUAACUAAUGAGGACCAAGAACGCGGAGCUGUAAGCUAUGAGUUAACGAGACAGGACUCAUUGCCAAGACACGAAUAAAAGUACAAUAAAAGAUGGAGAGUUUUACUGGACGAUGGAUGCAGCAAACAAUGAAAUGGAUGCUUGAAGGCCUGUAGUUGUUGUGCAAUAUCUUGUCCUCUAUAGUAUUACACUGCCGCGUGCUCCCAUGGAAGCUGCCAAAGGCACAAAGGCACGAGCUUGGUUCAAUUGGGCAUCGCGC